UCAAGCUCACACUUCUCACCAAGCUCAAGCACCACCAAGCUCGACUGCUCAGAAAGGAAGCACCGAUCGCUCUGCCGGUUGCCAUGGGCAUGGGCCUUGAGAUCCCGAGCUCCUCCCUCUCCUCUUCCAACGAGAACGCGCCGGGGCGGGCGUCGGCGGCCAAGCGCCCGGCGGGGCGCACCAAGUUCCGCGAGACAAGGCACCCGGUGUAUCGCGGCGUGCGGCGCCGGGGCAACGCGGAACGGUGGGUCUGCGAGGUGCGCGUCCCCGGCAAGCGCGGCGCGAGGCUCUGGCUCGGGACGUACGCCACGGCUGAGAUCGCAGCGCGCGCGAACGACGCCGCCAUGCUUGCCCUGGGCGGCCGCUCCGCCGCGCGCCUCAACUUCCCGGACUCCGCGUGGCUGCUCGCCGUGCCGUCCGCGCACUCCGAUCUCGCCGACGUCCGGCGCGCGGCGGUCGAGGCCGUCGCUGAUUUGCAGCGACGGGAGGCUGCCGGUGGGUCCAUCACCGCCACCGCCGCCGAGGAGGCCUCCUGUGGCGCUCCUGCAGAAUCGUCGUCUGAGUCUGACGAUGCCGGUUCGUCGGAGACGUCGAAACCUUCCGCCCAUGGAGACUUCGCGGUGCCGGGCGGAAUGGACAUCGAAAUGUUCAGUAGGCAUGACUUGUUCCCGGAAAUGGACUUGGGCUCGUACUACGCGAGCCUCGCGGAGGCGCUGCUCAUGGACCCGCCUCCGGUGGCGACCGGCACCGGCGCGUACUGGGAUAACGGAGAGUGCGGCGAGGCCGAGGGGGCAACUGAGUUCGCGCUCUGGAGCUAGUAGCCGAUUCUGCUUUGUUUUGACUCUGUAGUCUUUUGUUUUCCUUCGCAAAGUUUUCCUAUUUCCGGAGAAGACUCUGUAACUAACAAAUUGAUGCUGCUUGAA
This is a messenger RNA of Triticum dicoccoides, 923 nucleotides long. RefSeq names its product dehydration-responsive element-binding protein 1H-like. The record is from RefSeq and is a predicted model, not a curated record. The transcript has a single exon. Gene Ontology annotation, molecular function: DNA binding; DNA-binding transcription factor activity. Bases 84 to 818 code for a protein of 244 amino acids. Lineage: Eukaryota; Viridiplantae; Streptophyta; Magnoliopsida; Poales; Poaceae. Gene Ontology annotation, biological process: regulation of DNA-templated transcription.